AGAAGUAUAAAUGGAACAUUCAUUGUCCUAAUUUUGCCAGGGCAACGCCGGGUAAUUAUGCAUUAUAUAUAGUAUAUGGUGCGUGGACGCCUGCAUCUUUCAGCGGUUACUGCAGUGUUGGUGAUCCCAGUGUAUUGUAAUUAGUGGCAACUGUAUGUUGUAAGGUUCCGCGGCUAGGAGUGUGGUUAGAGUAGGGACGCGCGGCGGCGAGUGAGGAGAGACAUUCCGAGAACAGACUCAGCCGUGAAGGGCAAGUGUAAAACACCAAGGAGACAAAAGAGCACUGGGAACUAAGUGGCAUUUGUGAGGUGAUGGACUCAGGCUUGUGCAACAACCAAGUAACGUUUGGGUCCCUUGGAGUUCUUGACCUCGCACCUCAGAGAGAGAGAGGGCGAGAACGAGAGUUACAGCUAACAUACACACCCUGCGUGCGUGAGUUGUCACGGCAGGUGAGACACCACAGCAUGAACUAGUAAGAAGUGACUGCACUACUUCCUCAGUAUUAUACACACUGUAGCAGUAGUGCUGCCCCCCUUCGCAAAUGGUGACCACGAUCUUCAUCUGUUAGUGUCACGCGCUGCUUCACGAGCAAAACCUUUGGAAACGUUGCCCGUCGGCAUCCCCUCCGUCGGUGGCGGAGCGAGGAUGGCGCAGGAAUCGCAGCUGCCACUAGCGUGUCGCCUCAGGCUCAGCGUCAGGAUGGUGGCGGUAGCGGUAACGGUGCUGUGCGGCUUUGCCAUGCUCAAGAAUCAGACGCUGCACUCUUCAGGGCCGUCCAGGCUGGAGCUCAAGACCUGCUCGCCGAGGAACAACGUCGCCUUUCUCAAAACACACAAGUGUGCGUCCUCCGCCAUUCAAAAUAUUCUCUUCCGCUAUGGCGACAAACAUAACCUCCACUUCGCACUGCCGGACUUUGGAAACCACCUUGGAGGAAGACGAACUUUUAAGGCUGCUAUGGUGCGUUCCUCGCCGCUCAACAAGGUGACACCCAAUAUCUUCGCCAUUCACACCAAGUGGGACCACGCGGAGGUGAAAAAAGUGAUGCCUGAGGACACCAUCUUCUUCACCAUUGUCAGGGAACCCACAGCUCUCUUCCACUCGCUUUUCGUUUACUCCAAUUUUCAUGAGAUAACGGGUUUAACUCUGCAAGAGUACGUGAAGAGAGUGCCCGCUGACUCGGGCAGAAUAAAAGGCGUCUUUGGCUACAAUCAGAUGUCAUGGGACUUCGGGAUUCCGCUGGAGGAUAUGAACAACCUUAGUGCCAUCCAUGAACUGGUGCGGCGGGCCGAUGAGCAGUUCGGACUGGUGCUGGUGAUGGAAAGGAUGGAUGAGUCGCUAGUGCUGCUGGCCGAGUACUUGUGCUGGGAGCUGAGCGACGUGCUGGUGCUGAGGGUUAACUCCCUCAAGGACAAGUUCAAACCUUCCAUCAGUGAGGAGGCACUGCAGGCACUCCAGCAGAAGCUCGCCCCGGACUACCUGCUGUACAACCACUUUCUGGAGAGGUUCAACCAGCAGGUGGAGGAUUUUGGACGGGCCAGGAUGGCAGCAGCGGUGGCCAGGCUGCAGGAGCUGAUGGCACUGCUUGUCAGCAAGUGUAACUUCAUCAAGAAGGGAGCCUCGGAGCUCAGAGGGGGGCAGAAGCCGUGGUCAUAUAAGGUGAGUGUGCAGGGCGAGGGAAGCUCUUCCCACCUGGCGCCUGCCCGUGAAAUAUUUCACAGAGUGGUUUUGCAGGUGGACGGAAUCGAGAGUGGAGGGGGAGGAGGCUGUGACGUAUAUACUCUCGCUGAGAUACAGUACAUCGAUGUGCUGAGGAAGAAGCAACAGAGGACCAUAGCAUAAAAGUUGAGGCAGUCAUAAGAGGAGGACGGCAAAUGGACAAGCAAGUAAGCAGAUUCAAUAAUAAUGAAGAGGCGACUAAUAAAAGAAAAAAAGUAAAACUAGAAAGAGAAAAGAUAACGGACAGUUGAAGGAGAGAUCCUAAGGUAAUAUGGAAACUGUUAAUAGUAAUAAAGCUAUUAAAGUUAUGAAUAAAUAGAAUUAAACUGUAUUUUGUGAACUCCUACUUGAUGCAACAGACAAGGGAGGAAGACAGAAUCUGUAAACAUUUAACUGAUUCUUCAAAUAUUUCUGAGUCCUGUCUCCUCUACUUCUUAUAACAAAUUCUUAAGAAAACUAUUAGAA
Molecule: messenger RNA, 2181 nt
Organism: Scylla paramamosain (green mud crab)
Lineage: Eukaryota; Metazoa; Arthropoda; Malacostraca; Decapoda; Portunidae
Product: galactose-3-O-sulfotransferase 3-like
Exons: 8
Coding region: 646-1839 (397 amino acids)
Biological process (GO): glycolipid biosynthetic process
Cellular component (GO): membrane
Molecular function (GO): galactosylceramide sulfotransferase activity
Source: RefSeq, a predicted model, not a curated record